Caenorhabditis angaria is the source of this 621-nucleotide messenger RNA. NCBI's taxonomy places the organism in Eukaryota, Metazoa, Nematoda, Chromadorea, Rhabditida, Rhabditidae. The record is from the annotation of a GenBank genome assembly.
AUGAGUCCAAUGAUUGCACAACUUCUAAUUUAUACUGGGAAUUUAUUGUUGGCCAUUAUUUUGAUUGUUAUUCUACACUUUGAUAUUCCUGAGCAACAAAGUGCUCUUGUCAAAGUCUUCAAGAAUCUUCCAAAUCUACCUGAUAUAUUCUAUCAGUUAAAAUCACCAUUUGUUUUAUCCAUCAAUAAAGUAGCUACAACUUUAAAACUUGCGACUGUCGGAAUUAUUCUGAUCGCACAAUUUUUCAUAUUCUUCGCCGUCACAUUUUAUGAGCUAUUCAUGAUCACAAAUAGUUCAAUGAGUAAUGCUACAAAAAAGUUUCAGAGAGCAUUGUUUCUCGAUGUUUCAAUACAAAGUCUUGUUCCAAUUCUUUGUAUGAUUGUUCCAUUUUUCUAUUUUGAAAUUGCAGGAAUUUAUAAUUAUUUCAAUCAAGGAAUCAAUAAUAUUGCAUUUUUGCUGAUCAGUUCACAUGGGAUGAUAAGUGUUAUAACAAUGUUGUUAAUUCACAAACCAUUUCGACAAUUUAUAUUUUGUCAAAAUUCAAAAAAAUCCGAAAAGCGUCGAAAAAGUGAAGGUGGAAUCGUAUCGUUAGCUUGGAUGGAAAGAAGAAGCACUAUGUAA